UAGUAAUCAUAACUCUUGGUAUUCGAAUUGUUCUUUUCGUGGGGCUGAUGGGGAGUUUUUUCAUUAUUCAUCUCGCUAAUGCUCAAGAGCAACUAGGAUUCAUCAACCUGGAUUGCGGAAUGCCAAAUAACGAGUCUACUUAUACCGAAAAUUCUACCACUUUGUUUUACUCAUCCGAUGCGGAUUUCAUCCGUAGUGGAAAAAGUGGCAAAAUCAAGAAUAACGAAAUUGAGUACUUGAAGCCAUACAGACACCUAAGAUAUUUUCCCGAAGGAAUACGGAAUUGCUACAAUCUAAUGGCCAUGAAGGGCAUCACAUAUCUUAUUAGAGCUGUCUUCGCAUAUGGAAACUAUGAUGGUCUUAAAACUUCUCCCAACUUUGAUCUCUACAUAGGACCUAACUUGUGGGCGACCAUAGAUUUUCAAGAUCAACUUUCAGAUAUUAGUAAGCUCACAUUGCAAGAAGGUAUCGCAGAGGAGUUAAUUCAUAUGUCAAAGUCAAACUCUUUGGACAUUUGUCUCGUUUCGACAGGAACAACAACACCAUUCAUAUCAGCCUUAGAACUACGGCCCCUGAGAGAAGAUAGUUAUACUACUGAUUCCGGCUCACUGAAGCUCUUAUUUCGACAGCUUUUGCUAAGUAGCUUUGACGAAUUUGAUCUCCAGAUUCGAGAUUUGUCUACAAGUGGAUUAAUUGGUGCUGUAUCUCCUGACAUAGUAAAUCUAAGCCAGCUACAAAAAUUAGACUUGAGUUACAACAACCUUAGUGGCUCAAUUCCUCAAACUCUUCGUAACAUGAAAAAGAAAGGUCUAAAGUUGACUGCUCAAGGAAAUCCAAACCUCUGUUUGUCUUCGUCUUGCGAAACUAAUGGAAGACACGGGAAUAAAACUCUGGUUCUUGUUAUUGUGUCAGUUGCUUUCAUCGGCAUUAUUGCAGUUGUGUUUCUUCUGAUCAUUUCUGUUAAUAGAAAGAAGAUCAGGUCAUCGAAAGAAGAGUGUGGUCGGCCGACUUUGAGUUGGGAAAAUAGGCUAAAAAUUGCUGUAGAAACUGCACAAGGAUUGGAGUACCUACAUAUUGGCUGUAAACCACCAAUGAUUCAUCGAGAUGUAAAAUCUACAAAUAUACUCCUCGAUGAGCACUUUCAAGCAAAAAUCAGCGAUUUUGGUUUUUCAAGAUAUUCCCCCAGUAGGAGGUGAAACUCACGUGUCAACACAUGUUGUUGGAUCACCUGGUUAUCUUGAUCCUGAAUACUACAAAUCAAAUUGGUUGACCGGGAAAAGUGAUGUCUACAGUUUUGGGAUUGUAUUAUUGGAAAUAAUCACAAGUCGGAAAGUAAUUGACCAUAUUCGUGAAGAGCCUCACAUAGUCGAAUGGGUUGGAUUUAGACUGAUAAAUGGAGAUAUCAAAAAUAUUGUGGAUCCAAGUCUUGUUGGAAAUUAUGGCUCUAGUUCUGCUUGGAAGGCUCUUGAACUAUCAAUGUCAUGUGUUACUCCUUAUUCAUCUGGAAGACCAACCAUGUCUCAAGUUUCUAGUGAGCUAAAAGCAUGUCUUUUCUCCGAGAACUCACGAAAAGGAGGGAUACCUGACAUGGAUUUGAAGAACUCCUCCACUGAACCUACCAUGAGCUUUAGUCCCAAAGAGAACCCUGAUGCAUGCUAGUUCAUGCCAAGAAUUUGGGUAUGAAGAGAACUUCUUCAGAAUUUCUAUGUUCUGUAAAUUGGAUUUUAUAAAUCUUGAUCAAAAUCAAACACCUCUAGUAUGCUAAACUUUGAAACUUAUUCAGAACCCAAGUUGUCAAAGGUUCAACAUUUACUCAACGGGCUUGAAAAAAUUUCAUUCCUUUUUUCUGCAAUAAUUUCUUUAAUAAUACUAGGUGAUGAUCUGUGUAUACAUGCGGAUUAAUAUUUUGUUUUAUAUUUUAAAAUUUUUAAUUAAUAGAGUAUUUUAAUUUAAAUAUAAUUAUAUUUUUGAACUUGCUAAUUAUAUAAAUAUUGUAUGAACUAAUU
Molecule: messenger RNA, 2006 nt
Organism: Thlaspi arvense
Lineage: Eukaryota; Viridiplantae; Streptophyta; Magnoliopsida; Brassicales; Brassicaceae
Source: the annotation of a GenBank genome assembly